Molecule: messenger RNA, 2538 nt
Organism: Naegleria lovaniensis
Lineage: Eukaryota; Heterolobosea; Eutetramitea; Acrasida; Naegleriidae
Exons: 1
Coding region: 1-2538 (845 amino acids)
Biological process (GO): protein phosphorylation
Molecular function (GO): ATP binding; protein kinase activity
Source: RefSeq, a predicted model, not a curated record
AUGAAGCCAAUUCCUAUUACUAAACCUUUAUCUAUUAGACAACAACCAAUUAAUUUCAGUAGUCAAAGUUAUCAAGAAUGUAAUGCCAACGACAUUGACGACAACACCUCAUUCAUGCUUGAUCAUUGCAUCAAUGGAUCUGUUCCUGCUUCAUCAAAUUUCAGCACAAAAAAGUCAAUCAGCAGUUCAUUAACAAAAGAUGCAAACGAUUUCAUGGCAAAGAAAACUCUUUCUCGCCCUCCUCCAAUAACUACAUCCUCUUCUUCUACCGCUCCCAAUUUUGUAAGACCCAAUGUACUUUCGCCAACUCUCCAAUCCAAACGAAAGUCCGCAAACCUUACCUCUCCCACCCUUUCUCCAAACUUUAUACCCUCGAAUUCCCUUCAAACUCUGAAUAGCAAUCCAGACAAUGAAAAAAUCAUGUUAGAUUUUUUUCAAGUUUUCCAAAAACAGCAAGCAAAAAGCAAUGAUGGUUCUGGAGCUUCCUCAACUGAUGAAGACGAAGUGUACAUGAACAUUUUAUCUUCUUCACUGUCUGCUCAUCAAGAUUGGUCGAGAAUUAUAAAUAAGGUUGACAAUGCACUGGUCAAGUCUCCCAGUGAAGCAUUGGACGACAAUGACCGGCAAUGUCAAAGUUUUCAUUCCAUCACUGAGCUUGACAAAAAGAAAGUCAAAAGAAAUUGGUUUAGAUUUAUGAAAAUUGAAAGUGAUUCUUCUUUUGAAGAUGAAGAAAAUUCUGACUCAGAAGAAGAAUCAGCCAACCACUCUUUGGAUAAGAAAGAAAUUCUACUCUUAUUUUUACUUCAGCAUGUUGCUAAAGAAUUAAACCCAGACAUGUCCUUCUUUUUGAAUUUAUGCAAGCAUUUGGGAAAGCUUGGAUAUUUCUCAGAUAAGAUGACUGAUGAAAAUUUUAUCAAAACACUCUGUAAAGAUUUCAUGCAAGAUAUAGCGGAUAUUUUCCCAUCCAUCGUUGAACACGAAACCUCUAAGGGUAAGAUUGUGAGAUCCGAAAGUCAUGCGUCUUACUUGUCAGAAAUUUCACAUUCUCCAUCAUCGUUAAGAGAUAAUUUUGGUAGUCUGGACGACAUUCCUGUAUUGGAUUCAAUGUUCUAUAACACUAAGCGACUCGAAGCUGAUUAUUGUCACUUUCAAAAGCUUGGUAAAUCAAAACCUUACUCAUCAAUAAUUAAGGCCACUCAUAGAAUCGAUGGACGGACGUACGCUAUUAAGAAAGUCCACUUUCAUUUUAAGAACACACUAGAACUUGAACAUGUUUAUUCAUAUGUUGUGAAUGAAAUAACAGCACUUGCAAAGCUUGACCAUGAAAAUGUUAUUAGAUUUUAUGCUGCUUGGUUUGAGCCAUCAAGAGAGCAUGAAUGUUCUCAACAAAAAGAGAAUGAAUUUACAACGAGCGAUUUGUCUCAUGAAGAUGCAAGCCCUCUCGUAUGGAAUGACACUCAUAUCCACAACAUGGAUUUGUUAGAACAUGAUUUUCUGAAAAAAUCCCCUCAAACGUUAUCAUCACGGCUUACCAACUCGAUACAAUUCGAAUCACCAAAAGCACGACCCAUUGAUAUCCAUUGUAAAAAUAAUACCUCCUCACCACCACCCAAUAUGUCCUAUCUUGAAUUUGCUCUUGAACGAAAGAAAACACCAAAUACUACAAAAAAGACCUAUAUUGACACAGAAACACAGAACAUCACCUCUUCCGUGAAAUCAAUUCUACAUGAAAUGUUCAAUGUAAACAAUCACUUUGAAAUGGUUCUAUAUAUUGUUAUGCAGCUUUGUGAAGGUACCACUCUUGAAGAUUGGCUAUCAGAGAAGAAGAAAAACAAGAAACUCCAUCACUUGCAAGAAGCUCUACGGUUAUUCAAACAGAUUUUGAAAGGUGUCUGCCACAUUCAUGCACAUGGCUUGGUACACAAAAAUCUUAAACCAAACAAUAUAUUUGUGCUUUCGAAUGGAGUUAUUAAGAUUGCUGACUUUGGUCUAGCAAAAUAUCUACAAGAAUGUCUUCUCAGCCACUGCAAAGAUGGUUCCAACAGAAAAAAGUCUUCACAACAUUCUGCCGAGCAAAGCUCAUUAUAUUCUAGCCCUGAACAAAUUUUUAAUUCCAAGUUUGAUCAAAAAGGAGACAUAUUUAGUUUAGGAGUCAUAUUGUUUGAACUCAUUGCACCUUCUUUUAUUACAACUACAGAACGAGUUCAUGUCCUUACACAACUUAGGAAAAAAGAAUUCCCAGAAGAAAUGAUUAAGAACUUUCCACGAGAAAUUGAAAUUGUGAAACAAUGUUUAGAAAAGCCCAAUAACCGACCUACAGCCCAAGAGUUACUUCACAAAAUUAGUAGACUCAUCAAAGCAUACAAGAUUGAGGGAAAGUUUUCUAACUCGUCAAAAACAGCCUCUAACUUGCACAUGCUGUCCACGCCCAGUUUUCCAUCCUACGAUACAAUUAAAGAAAAGAAUAGAAUUAUUGAGGAGCAGCAAAAGCAAAUUGAAAUGCUGUUGGAACAACUCAAGAAUGUAAAUUCAAAAUAA